AUGAAGAACCUCUCGGCCCUUGCCCUCACGGCCCUUCUGCCUUCGGCUACCGUUGCACACUACUAUUUUCCACACUUUGUCAUCAACGGCCAGGUGACGCCCGAGUGGCAGUAUACGCGCAAGCAUGACAACUUCCUCAACCCCUCAUGGGAGGACGGCGCCUUCCUUAACAGCAAUGAGCUUCGUUGCAAUAAGGGGGCUUCGAACCAUAUGCGCGAGCCCCAGACGGCCAAGAUCACUGCUGGACGAGAUACUGUCGGCUUCCAAACCUACGCCGGCACCGACGGUCUCUACCACCCUGGGCCUGUCCAGAUCUACAUGUCCAAGGCCCCCGGCGACGUCCGCGACUACGACGGAUCCGGCGACUGGUUCAAGGUUGCCCAGUGGGGUCACCGCGCCGCCGGAACCGCCGAUAGCAACUGGAUUACCUGGAAGAUGAGGCAGUUCACCUUCAAGAUGCCUGCCGAGAUCCCUGCCGGCCAGUACCUCAUCCGUAUCGAGCAGGCGGCCACGCACCAGCCGUACACAAACCGCGAGUUCUACGUCGCGUGUGCGCACAUCGAGGUCACCAGCAGCUAUAACGGUCAAAAGCCCACGCCCACGUUCAAGAUCCCCGGCGUCUAUAGCCGCGACCAGCCCUUCUUCAAGUACGACAGCUGGGCCCAGCCCCAGCCGAAAGUGUGCCCCAUGCCCGGCCCGGCCAUGUGGCCCAACAACAACAACUUGAAAAACCUCACCUAAAUCAGAUGAAGAGAGG
Westerdykella ornata is the source of this 757-nucleotide messenger RNA. RefSeq lists its product as uncharacterized. The transcript has 2 exons. NCBI's taxonomy places the organism in Eukaryota, Fungi, Ascomycota, Dothideomycetes, Pleosporales, Sporormiaceae. The record is from RefSeq and is a predicted model, not a curated record. Bases 1 to 741 code for a protein of 246 amino acids.